AUGGACGCCUCCACGAUACUGGAUGACGCUAAACGAGAGUUAUAUAAGGAAAAAGAACUUCUGGCUCGUAGUAUGGGUGAAUUGGAGUUCCAGCGUAAGUUAUCUGAAUCCGGCAGUCAGCCGAUAGAAGAGAGGGAGAGGGCUGAGGGGGAGAGCGCGGGAGACUCGGAGCCGUCUGGAGAGAGUGACUCAGAAGAUGAAGAGGCUACGGGUCAACGUCAGCUAACAGCUCAGUUAGCAGCGCUCAGUGAGGACAUAGAUACUAAAGCUCGGCUCGUGGAGCAGCUUGAGGCGUCCCAGAGACGACUGGCCGCGCUGAGGACGCACUACGAACAGAGACUGGACCAACUACACGCACAGAUCAAGGCUACUGGAGACGAGAGGGACAAGGUGCUCGCCUCGCUCGCGAGCCAGUCGUCCCAACCUAGCGACAAAUUAAAGCGCGUUAAGGAUGAGUACGAGCGUCGUAUGAGCACCAUGUCUAGAGAAUUGAAGCGGCUGCAAGCGGCUCAAAGGGAACACUCGCGGCUACAACGAUCACAACAACACACGGCCACGCAGAUACACGCGCUGAGGAACGAACUGCAGAACUUGAAGAGGGAUAAGGUGAAGUUAGUUCAACGUAUGCGAGCUGAAUCUAAACGUCACGCACAAGCGGAGGCGGCGCGAGCGAAAGAGGUGGCGCAACUGAGGAAGGAAUCUCGAAAAAAUGCAAAUUUAAUAAGAAGUCUGGAGGCAGAGACCAGGCUGAAGGAACAGGUGCUGAAACGGAAACAGGAGGAGGUGUCGCUACUGAGAAGAGGACAUAGGGACAAACUGAGUGUACGGGCCGCGGGGAGACUACACGACCGCGGGCGUUCCCGAAGGCCCCGCGAGCUGUGGUCCCGCCUUGAGUGCUGGGUGUCUCGCGCGUGUGCGGCUCGUGGUACACUGGCUGAGCUGGAGGCUGCGCUGGAGCACCAGCUGAGGGAGAGGGACCGCGCCGCCGCUCUCCCACACACUACAGAUAAUAUGGAGCUACUGGCUUACUUGAGGGAGGCCAUCGCUGACACACAGUCACAGAUCAUGCAGAUAGAGGAGGAGAGCGAGGAAUCGGAGCUACCGUCGGUGUUGUCUGCGGCGGAGGGAGAGGCGUCGCGAUACGCACUGGAGCGGCUCGCCGCGCUCACACUCACACACGCGCAUGACGCAGCGCGCAGGAUGCACGCGCUCAACGACGCACGCGCACAGUUGGCUGAUCUAGAGGAGAAGUACGAGCGUGCGAUGAGCGCCCUCCGCGCUACAGAGGACCAAAACCUGAACCCGUGGGGCGCGCCGCCCGCCCUGGCCGCCCUACUCGCCGCUGUGUCCUCGGGAACCUCCACCAGAUCCGUCUCGCCUGUUGAUAGCGCCCUGUUAGAGGUGAGACCUCGUGUGGUCGGUAAGCGGGAGUCCAACACGGCGCCCACCUCGCCCCCCGACGAUAACAGAAACUCACCCUUCCAGAGAAACACUGUUCGUCGCGGUUCCGUUCGUCUGCGCGACUUAGGUGUGUACGGGCGCGAAGGGGACGGCGAGGACCCCAUGUCACAGUCCAUGGUGGAGCCCGAGGUACUCCGCCCCGCGCCGCUCAGCAGGGUGCCUAGCGCUCCGGGGAGUCUUAGAGGUCUCCAGCCGGCGGGGUCCCCCCUCUCCCCGCGCCGCGCCCCCGAGAGCCCCCGCCCCGCCCGCAGGCCCCCCGGACUCACCAAGCCAGCGUCCUUUGAGCCGGAAGGUACUCCGCCCGCGUCCCCCGGAGCCACGCGGCGGGCCCGGGACGACGACGUGUUCCUGAGACUCACGGGCGCCGCGCCCGACCACGCGCCGCAAGGAACUGUCAAGGAAAUCACUGUUAAACGGUCGAGUGUGGGCGCCGGCAGCUGGCUGCAGUGUACCCACGUGGCGGAGGGUCACGUGGGCGCCGCGCUCUCUCUGGCCGUCACACCGGACGACGUCUACAGUGGGGGGGUCGAUCGUACAGUCCGCGGCUGGGACCUGUCCGCGGGUGUUGAGUCUUGGCGCGCGUGGUGCGGAGGUGCUGUAGUGGGGCUGAGUGUGAGCGGGGGCUCCGACAGGCUUGUACUAGCCGCGGCCGGGGCUGCGGUUAAGAUCUUUGACACUAGAACCAACCAGCCUACUGCUGUACUAUGGUCGUCGGGAGCGUCCGGUGUGAAUGCCUCCGUCCGCGGCGGGGAGGUGGCCGUCACUGCUCUGUCCCUGGCGUCCGGUCACACGCUGUACACGGCGGCCGGGGACAAGCUGAGGCUGUGGGAUCUGAGGAUGUUGGAGUGCGUGUACAAGACGUGGUCGGGUCACGCGGCGGCCGUGAUGUGCGUGGCGCGGGAGCCGCUGCCGGCCGGGGACAGGCUGGCCACCGGCUCCAGGGACCACUGUGUCAGGGUCAUAGACCUGCAACACAACGCUGGUUCGUGGGAAGCGUGUAACCGUCGUCUCCUGGAGCCCCCUCACUACGACGGGGUCCAGGCGCUGCUCCUCCGCGGCUCGUUCCUGUACAGCGCGUCCAGGGACUCCAGCCUCAAGUGUUGGUCGCUCACAGACAACACGCUCACACAUAGCGUGAUGAACGCUCACAAGGGCUGGGUGACGGGUGUGUGUUCCCUCGGCGGAGGCCUAGUGAGCUGUGGCCGCGACCAGGCGCUCCGACUGUGGAGCUCCGCCCUGCGACCCGCCGCCAGCCCCGCCGCGCUCCCGGACGCGCCGCACGCACUCGCCGCGCACACGCACGCGCACGGACACGCAGUGUACACCGCUGGCAGCGGCGGCGAAGUGCGAGCGUGGCGCCUGGUCAACGAGCCCUGA
Molecule: messenger RNA, 2838 nt
Organism: Danaus chrysippus (African queen)
Lineage: Eukaryota; Metazoa; Arthropoda; Insecta; Lepidoptera; Nymphalidae
Source: the annotation of a GenBank genome assembly